Messenger RNA from Funneliformis mosseae, 2757 nucleotides. Lineage: Eukaryota; Fungi; Glomeromycota; Glomeromycetes; Glomerales; Glomeraceae. The record is from the annotation of a GenBank genome assembly.
AUGACGCGUCAAAUUCAUUCAUGUCUCAAAAUAUCACAACAUACCCGACGCAUAAUCGUACUUCUCAUUUUCUUUACCAUUGGCAUAUUUUCGGACAAUACGCUGACGAUUUAUGAAGAUUCAUUAAAUGGACCAUUAUAUCCGAUUAACGCAAUAACAUUUAAAGAUUCGUCGAUAUUAACCAUUCGUUUAACAAAUCAACGUUGUGAACCAGGGGGGAUUACAAGGAGAGUGUUUGCGUUGAGAUCACUGUACCCCAAUGGAACUUCAAUUCAUGUUAAUUUGAAUUUCGGAUUUUCGGAAUUUAAUUUUUGUCCCACUAAUAGAAUCAGUAUAUUCACGUUACCUGAUAAUUUGUUGUUGAUAAGGUAUUUGAAAUUAUUAGAUGAACCUCCAAAUCGUGUAAAAUUCAUGGGUUUGAUCACGACGCUUGAUGGACAUAUAAUCGAUCCCGAAGUGGAAUUGAGUGAUCAAGUGAACCUAGAGAUGAUUGCAUCAUUCCCGUCAGAUAUAGCAACGAUUGUAACAACCCAUGAUAUUAAUAGUGGAGGAUUAUUAUUUGUGAUAUCGUAUGAUAACCGUAGUAUAGUUUGGAGAAGAUUUGGUUGGGAUCGUAUUGGGAAAAGGUUGCAUAAUAUGUCGGAGGGGGUGAUCACACUGCCGAUGCUAUCAUCAGUAUCAUAUAGAAUAGAUGCAUUUCAUACAUUCAAAACAUUAGAUGGAGGAUACGGCCUAGUAUACUCCAUUUCGUCAAUAAACCCCACAUCAACAUCUCCAUCGUUCUCCUCGUCAUCCACACAUUCUCUAGUCUACAUAACCCUUCUCCAUGAAUCGGCACUCACUUGGUCAUCACCCGCAAUAAUCUAUGCAUCAUCAUUGGCAAAUGUACGAAUCUCUAUAAGGUCAUGUACACAAUCAAUUGACAAAUCAUUAGGAUAUACAUGUUUUAUUCGUGAACAAAAUGACAUUACAUUACGAUAUUUUAUCAAAAUAAUUGAUUUUUUAAGCAUAGGAUCCAUACAAUCCUUUCAAGAUUUACCCGGUUUUGAAAUAAGAUCGGAGAGAAGUGGGAAUGUUGUUAUUAUAUACAAUGACGUGUUACCACUAAGUCAUGGUGGAUUUGUGAUGAUUGGUACUAGGCAAGAUGGUUUUCUUCAAGGAAGUAUAUAUAAUUUGGUUGAAGGGGAAGGGGGGAAUGUGAAGAAAUAUGAUCGAGGAAAAGAUUGGGGGAUUCCAUUAAUGAGGGGGAUAUUGUAUGAUGUAUUAAAUAAUAAUACAUUAUGGACCGCAAUACCUGGCGAAGAUGAUUCCGGUAGAUACUGGUAUAUUAUUAGCAAUGAUAUAGAGAUUGACAUUAAAGGGGAUGUAGGAUACAAUAACAAACUAAUAAUUAAUACAACACCACCAAUUAAUGCAACCAUACCGAUAAAUUUGUCAACGAUAAGGAUAAAUUAUAAAGAUCCCAUAGUAUUAUCAACGGGAAACAUAUCAAUCUACCAAAGAAUGUACGACACUAGUAACAUAACUGAAUUAAAUGCUACCACGCCAUAUACAGAUCUGUUGAGACAAUCGUUUUCAGCAUCAUUAACAGAUUUUGUUAGUACAAGGAUUUCCGAAGUAGAAGUAAAAAUAUUGACUUCGACAUUUAACCAAUUCAAUUCGAACUAUUAUAUUGAAAUUGAUGACAAUUUUGUUAGAAAUAAAGAAUUUAAUGAACCUUUAAUCGGUAUUAAAGGCGGUACUUGGAACGUUAAAACUAAUAACCCGGAUAAUCAACAAUUUACCGAUAAUAAGAAUGUAUUAUUACGGUUGGAUGAGAUUGGAACACAAUAUUUUAAUAACUUUUCAUCCCCAGAAAGAAAUCAAUUCUUCGAUGACUUAUUAAUCGCAUUUUCACAAUUGAUACCGGUACCUCUAGAAAGAUUACAUACAUCGAAACGGUUCCAAUAUGAUAGUUCAAGAGAUGAUUUACCAAUUUUACCAGUAUUAAUUCAGAUGCGAUUAAUAGCCACGAGGAAUAAAGAAGAAAUGAACACGGAAAUGAUUCUUAUGUUCCUUGCUCAUAAUUCAUACCCUGAGGGCAACAGCAUGUCGUUGUUCAAAUUCAUCGUGAUAUUAAUAGACUUUAUCAUGGACAUCUUGUUCUUAUUUUAUAAUGUUCAAGAUGUGCCAUAUUUGUAUAUACCAAGUCUUGUUAUAUUGUUGGCACCAUUAUCAGUAAAUUUUUUUACAGCAAUGUUUGUAUUUCUCGUAGAAUUUCUUGGGAAUAAUACUUUAUUUCAAAUGUUUGCUCGCAACAAUGCAUUAACGACAACGAUACUUCUUGUAAUGGGUUAUAUUGAUUUAGUAUCGUUAGAAUUAUUAAGUUCACGAGUAGCAAAUAUUCAUUCAUUAGAUGCUCCUUUUAGCAAUUCUUCUGCUAAAUGGAUUUAUUUUGGUAGUUUAAUUGUUGUAAUAUUAGAAGAUAUACCUCAAUUGGUGAUCCAAGUAAUAUGUAAUCUUUAUUACGAUUCUUCAACAGAUUCAGAAGAUAAUCCUAAUGAAGGUGGUGGAAAUCUCGGCGGUGGCAAUAACAGUGGGAAUAAUAGUGGGAAUAACAGUGGGAACACUAGUACCCUUUCAGGUAGGGAUUAUUUAAUUGGCGGUCAACAGGCACUACAAAACUUUAAUAGAUGGUGGGAGGUUGGCAGUGAAGGAAGUGUUGUUGGAGGAAGUGGUGUGGGAGGAAGUGGUGUGGGAGGAAGUGGUACGGGAUGA